This is a messenger RNA of Dreissena polymorpha, 1938 nucleotides long. RefSeq lists its product as uncharacterized. NCBI's taxonomy places the organism in Eukaryota, Metazoa, Mollusca, Bivalvia, Myida, Dreissenidae. Gene Ontology annotation, biological process: regulation of DNA-templated transcription. The transcript has 2 exons. The record is from RefSeq and is a predicted model, not a curated record. Bases 275 to 1726 code for a protein of 483 amino acids. Gene Ontology annotation, molecular function: DNA binding.
CUCAUGAAAAUCACAGGUUAGAAGGUGUUACAGCCAAUCAGUGAAGCUUUUAGGAACUAAUUGACACUUAUCACCAAUCACAAGUGAUCAGACAAAUCCUGGGUAUAUUACAGACCUUGACUUGUCAAAAAUCAUAAACCAAACUCAACUUGUAAACAGUUUAUGAACAGAGAGAAAAGUGAAAAGCAUAGAAUAAAAGAAUAGAUCUAAAUCUAUUGGGACUGUGAAUAAAUAUCAAGUGUGAACCAUCAGAUUAAUUGUAUGAUCUUUUACAAUGGAAGAUUUUGGUGAUCUGAAUUUGCAGGCUGAUGGCAAGCUGAGUAGUUUUGAGGACCUAUACGCAAGCAUGGACCCUGAUCUUGGCGGCAACAGCACUCGGCCAGCCAGCACUAUGAGCUUCAACUCAUGGACCUUCUCACCAAUAUCAGAGGAGGUCUCAUGCCAUGAUCAAUCUGCAGAGAUCCAUACAUCGAUCAAUCAGCAUCCAGCUACCGUGGUGCAACAGCCGAUCAGCAACAGCGUUGUCAACUAUGCCCCACAGAUGCAGCGCAACAUGAGCCAAUGUGAGUACAUGUAUCCGAAUACCAUAACCUACCACCAGCAGGUGAACAUCCACAACUUCAUGAGUGGCUACUACAUGAGACCACCUGCAUGGAAACCUGAAUACCCUUGCACCAACGUACACAACUCUGGCUACCUAGGACAACCUCCAAUACAGCAGUCAAUAUAUCACGCUGACCCACUGACUACAAUCAACACAGCUGAGCUAGAGUUUGCAAGAUGCUCGACUCCCGAGUACAUGAUGGCACUCAACUCGCUGCACCAGACAGACUCUCCCUUAAAACAUGACCACAUUUUGGCGGGAAAUUUCUCGUUUGAGAGUACCCCAGCUGGAAAAAUGAUGUCCAGCUUCAACCAGGACAGUGGCUACUCAUCUGACAUUGCAGCGUCCCCAAUCAUACAUUUACAGGAUGGCAACAUCAAGCUAGCCCACCACAAGGUCACCUCGACCCCACAACCCCCGCCGGUCCACAGGAUGACCAACAUGCCUCUAGUCAAGAAGGAGAACAUAGCCCCUACCGCUCCCAAGCUCCAGAACACAAGGUACACUGCACCUGCUGUGUACAAUGCCCACGUCGCCCUGGGCAACGAUGGACAUGUGCGCCAGGGAAUGGCUGCAAUCAAGAGCCAAGGGACAACUGACCGUGUGAUGGGAUCUUUGUUGCAGUGUGAUCAGAAGUAUUCCUUGGAUGUUAAAGCGUCUUCUUCUGAGUUGGUGCAGACGAAAGCAGAGAAAGACACUGCUAGAUUUACAAGCAUGGCCGAGUAUCAGCAGGCUAAGAAAGCGAAAACUGCAGACACAAAACGUAAAGCAUCAUCAUCCAGUGAGUAUAAUCGAAGACGCCACAACGAACCCCUGAACAACCAUGCUCUGGAUGUAAUGAACGAGUGGUAUCAAACCCACUCAGAGAAUCCCUACCCAAACAAGGCACAGAAAGAGGAGCUGUCCAAGCGUGGAGGUAUCACAAUUGCUCAGGUAAAGUCGUGGUUCGCUAACAAGCGUAAUCGUAGCAAUAACACCCGGCCGAAAAAACAGAAGCUUGAAAUGGAGGGUAGACUUAUGGAGAUCUGUCAUCAGCUCGCUAGAGAUGCCCAGAAACCAGAAAAAGACAAUGCCUAUUAUAUACAACAGCUGUCAUCCAUACUUCAUACUGCAAAACACUAACAAUGGGUGUUGUAGGGCAGUAUUUAUCCAAUAGUUCUAUCCUUGUUAUUUUUCAUUCAAUGUCUACAUGUCUUUCAUAUGUGUUACGUUACUAGUCUUUAAUAUUUGUUUGUUCAUUCUUGUUGCUUGUUGCAUUGUCUAUUACAUUUAAAUGCUAUGACUUGUCAAAACUACUUGGAUUAAUAUUUGAUUUACAUAAUGAACAUUGAUGA